Messenger RNA from Prosopis cineraria, 2067 nucleotides. Its product is annotated as putative transcriptional regulator tpeD. Gene Ontology annotation, molecular function: protein dimerization activity. The transcript has 3 exons. NCBI's taxonomy places the organism in Eukaryota, Viridiplantae, Streptophyta, Magnoliopsida, Fabales, Fabaceae. Bases 1 to 2067 code for a protein of 688 amino acids. The record is from RefSeq and is a predicted model, not a curated record.
AUGGCUUCUAAUUCUAGACCCGGUAGUAGUUUAGGAAGUGUGAAUUCUCAAUUUCAAUCUAGUAAUAAAAGACAGAAAGAGAGUACUCCUUUAUGGGCUUAUGUAACUUUGGUUCCUCAAGAAAAUGAAGGGGAUGGUGGAAAUAGAAGUUGGAAGUGUAACUAUUGUAAUAACCAAUAUAAUGGCUCUUAUUCUAGAGUUAAAUUUCAUUUGUUGAGGAUCUCUGGAAAGGGUUUUGCUAUAUGCCCGAAAGUUGAUGAUAGUUGUUUAGGUGAAAUGCGAAAAGCUCAAGAGGAGGCUGAGAAUAGAACAAAACCAAGACAUGUGCCAUUGCCAACUCCAACUGAGAGCUUGUCUCCUUUAUGUCAAAGGGGUUCUACCCCUAUUCAAAGUGAACACAAUCAGGGAAAAAGGAGGGCAAUAAAUACAAUAGAAAGAGCUUUCCAACAAGGAGCUAGAGAUAAUUUAACUGCUGAAAUUGCUAGAAUGUUCUAUUCAGCUGGCUUGUCUUUCAAUUUGGCACGUAACCCAUAUUUUAUUAGUGCAUUUCAAUAUGCUGCCAACAAUGUAAUUCCUGGUUUUAAACCUCCUGGUUAUAAUGCACUAAGGUCUACUUUGUUGCAAAAAGAAAGGGCCAAUGUUGAAAAGCAACUUGAAUCAAUUAAAGGGACUUGGAAUCAUAAGGGGGUAAGUAUAGUUACGGAUGGUUGGACAGAUGUACAAAGAAGGCCAUUAAUUAAUUUUAUGGCUGUAAGUGAUGGAAGUCCUAUGUUUUUGAAGGCAAUUGAUGCAACUAGUGAGUAUAAAGAUAGAUUUUACAUGGCUGACUUGAUAAAGAAAGUGGUUGAAGAAGUGGGGCCUCAUAAAGUUGUUCAAGUAAUUACUGAUAAUGCACCUAUUUGUAAAUCUAUUGGUAAGAUGGUGGAAGAUGAAUAUCCUCACAUCUUUUGGACACCAUGUGUGGUGCAUACACUUAAUCUUGCCUUGAAGAAUAUAUGUGCAGCAAAAAAUACAGAGGCAAAUGAAAUUGUUUAUGGAGAAUGCUGUUGGAUCACUAAGGUGAGGGAUGAUGCAGUCUUUAUCCGAACAUUUAUCAUGAAUCAUUAUAUGAGAUUGGCCAUGUUUAAUGAAUUCGUGCCAUUAAAAUUGCUUGCAAUAGCCGAAACAAGAUUUGCAUCAACAAUUGUGAUGUUGAAGAGAUUCAAACUUAUCAAAACUUCUCUUCGUACACUGGUUAUUAGUGAAGAAUGGAAUGCUUAUAGAGAUGAUGAUGUUGGAAAGGCUGCUACUGUGAAGGACAUAAUUCUUAAUGAUCUUUGGUGGGAGAAGGUUGAUUAUAUUCUCUCUUUCACUAAACCAAUUUAUGAUAUGUUGAGAUUUGCUGACACAGAUAGACCCACACUUCAUUUGAUUUAUGAGAUGUGGGAUUCAAUGAUAGAGCAAAUCAAGGAAUCAAUUUAUAAGCAUGAGAGAAAAUCACUUUCUGAGUACUCUUCAUUUUAUGAAGUUGUUUAUAACAUCAUCAUUGAUCGAUGGACAAAGAGUGCCACUCUACUACAUUGUCUUGCCCACUCACUGAAUCCUAGGUAUUAUACAACACAAUGGCUUGAAGGUGGACUAAAUAGAGUCUCUCCACAUAGAGAUGCCGAAAUAUCAACUGAGAGGAAAAAAUGGGUAUUAGAGCCUAAGGCUUGGUGGAGCAAUCAUGGUGCUGAUGCUCCUAAACUUCAAGGGACUGCAUUGAAACUUCUCAAUCAACCAUGCUCAUCAUCUUGUUGUGAAAGAAAUUGGAGCACUUACUCUUUUGUUCAUUCACUAAGGAGAAAUAAGAUGCUUCCAAAAAGAGUAGAGAACUUAGUUUUUGUUCAUUCAAAUCUUCGUCUUCUUUCAAGAAAGAGUGAGAAGUAUUCUACUGGAGAAAGUAAAUUGUGGGAUAUUAGUGGAGAUUGUUGGGAAAUAGAUGAUGUUGAAAAUCUUGAAGUUGCAAGUUUAUCUCUAGAUGAGCCAAUUUUGGAGAGAGAACUUAUAGGAGAAAGUGGUGGUGUCAAUGAAGAUGAGGAAGAUUAG